UUGUAGUUCUUCUUAUGUGUUUCUAAUCAUCUAUAGCAUUCCAUUCUGUGCCGGCCCCUCAGUCUGCAUUCUGUCUUCUUUGCAAGAUCUCAGAGGGUGUUCUGCUGCCUCCUUGUUUGCUGCAAAUAUGAACGUCACGCCAACCACAGAAGAUUACUGGGACUAUGAAUAUGAGGACAAUUACACCACGUCCCACGAAAAGAGCAGGUCUGAUGCAGCCCCAUGCUUUCAGGAGGACAUCUAUGGGUUUGCACAGAAGUACUCCCCUGUUGCAUACUGCCUGGUGUUCCUCCUGGCUCUUGUGGGCAACGUGCUAGUGCUGUGCGUGAUCCGCCGCUACCGAAACUCACAGAGCGGCGGCGCCUGCGCCUUCUCCCUCACCGACACCUUCCUCCUCCACCUGGCCAUUUCUGACCUCCUUCUCGCCUUCACCUUGCCCCUGUUCGCGGUGCAGUGGGCUCACCAGUGGGUGUUUGGCUUGGCUGCUUGCAAGAUCUCUGGUGCCCUCUUCUCCCUGAACCGCUACAGUGGCAUCCUCUUUCUGGCCUGCAUCAGCUUUGACCGAUACCUGGCCAUCGUUCACGCCGUCAGCUCCGGCUGGAAGCGCAACACCUGCCAUGCUCAAAUUGCGUGUGCCAUCAUCUGGGUGGGCUGCCUGGGCCUGAGUGGGGUGGACAUUACCUUCAAGCACGUAGCUUCUGUCAACACUGUGGGCAAGCACCAGCCGCUCCUGUGUGUGAUGUGGUUCCCUGAUAACUCCACACAGUGGAUGGUGGGCCUGCAGCUGGUCAGUGUUAUCCUGGGGUUUGGGCUCCCUCUGUUGAUCAUGCUCUACUGCUACAUCCGCAUCUUCAGGUCUCUGUGCAAUGCCACUCGCCGCCAAAAGCGCAAGUCUCUCCGCCUCAUCAUCUCCCUGGUGUCUGUGUUUGUCAUCUGCUGGGCACCGUACAACUGCUUCCAGCUGGCAGACAGCCUGCACAGGUUGGGCGCGGUGGCUGGAGACUGCCAGUUCAGCCACGCAGUCGACAUCGGGACUCUGAUCACUGAAAGCGUGGGGCUGUCGCACUGCGCCCUGAACCCUCUGCUGUAUGGUUUCGUGGGGGUGAAGUUCAGGAGGGAGCUGACAAGAAUGUGUAAGGGGCUGCUGGGGCAGAGAGGCUGGCUGGGGAUGGAGGGAUGGAGGCAGAGGAGGCUCAGGAGAACCACUGGCUCUUUCAGUUCUGCAGAGAGCGAAAACACAUCCUUUUCUGUCAUGGCUUGACACUGGUUAGAGAGACAGGAAGAGAAGAGGGGAAUGUGUUGUUGUGUGUGAGAGAUAGAGGUUUAAUGUGUAGUGAAGUGUGAAGUGAAGUCAGAAAAAAGGAAGAACUGAAUGAAAAAUGCAUGUUCAGUUUGAUUAAGACUUAAAUAUGUUCUCAGAUAGAAAGGUUUCCUGCCUGUUUCAGCUACAUCAGGUUGUUGGUAUAGUGCAUUUUACAACACAUUGUUUUCACGAAUACUGUAGUAAAAUUCUGCAAUGAGGGUGGAGCACAGAGUAAAACAAAAUGCAACAUCCUGCAUGCAGAUGCUAUCACGUCAUCUUGUCAUAAGAACUUGUCCAUCGGUCAAAUCCUGAGAAAUAUGUAGAUUUCUUCAUACUUAGAGAAACGCUUGUUCAGCACUUAAGAUGCAGCCUGUGGCUUCAGUAGGUCAGACUCAUUUCUCAUAUCCUCACUCAGUGGGUUUUUCUCAUCAGAUUCCACUUUCAGAUAGUUUGCAGUAAAACAAGUUUCAGCUUAUGAAGCAGUGAAAAUGGUUGUAUAGUUUGAAAAGUUGCCUGUGUUGAAAUUCUUGUUUUUUAACAUUCCAUUUGUUUCACCUUUACAGUUGUCCUACCAGCUGUGUACUUCAAAAAUAUUACUCUACUGCAUUACUACAAAAGAGGAAAUGAACAUUAUCAUUUAAAAAAAAAAAUGUAUGUGUUGUUAAAACCCAACCACUUUGUAAAGCAUUUUUUAAAUAAUAUUUUGUAAUAAAAAUGUCAUGUCUAUUAUG
Molecule: messenger RNA, 2034 nt
Organism: Lates calcarifer (barramundi perch)
Lineage: Eukaryota; Metazoa; Chordata; Actinopteri; Centropomidae
Gene: cxcr3.2
Product: chemokine (C-X-C motif) receptor 3, tandem duplicate 2
Exons: 3
Coding region: 128-1261 (377 amino acids)
Biological process (GO): G protein-coupled receptor signaling pathway; immune response; chemotaxis
Cellular component (GO): membrane
Molecular function (GO): chemokine receptor activity
Source: RefSeq, a predicted model, not a curated record